AUGAAGUCCCAAAAUUUGUCCAAUGUUACUGAGUUUCAGCUGCUGGGAUUCCAGAACCUUCUUGAGUGGCAGACCUUGCUUUUCAUCAUUUUCUUGUUCAUCUACUUCCUCACAGUCACAGGGAAUAUUGUCAUUAUUGUCGUGGUGAGCCAGGACCAGCGGCUGCACUCACCUAUGUACACAUUCCUCAAACAUCUCUCCUUUCUGGAGAUCUGGUUUACAUCCACCACUGUGCCCCUUCUCCUAGCCACUCUAGUCUCCCAGCGCCAAGCCAUCUCCUUCCAUGCCUGUAUAGCACAGCUCUACUUCUUUGUGUUCUUCGGGGCUACUGAGUGCUUUCUUCUGGCUGUGAUGGCCUAUGACUGAUAUCUGGCAAUCUGUAGUCCACUGCACUACUCUUUCCUGAUGAGUCCUGAGAUCUGCACCAAGUUGGUGGCUAUCUCCUGGUUGACAGGAGUUGGCACAGGAUUUCUGCCCUCUCUAAUGAUUUCCAAGUUGGACUUUUGUGGGCCCAACCAGAUCAAUCAUUUCUUCUGUGACCUCCCACCCCUCAUGCAGCUCUCAUGUUCCAGUGUUUAUGUCACUGAGAUGGUCAUCUUUAUCCUGUCAAUUGCUGUGCUGUGCAUUUGCUUUAUUCUUACGCUGAUGUCCUAUGUUUUUAUUGUGUCAUCAAUAUUGAGAAUUCCUUCAGCCUCUGGCCGAAUGAAAACCUUUUCCACAUGUGGUUCCCAUUUAGCUGUUGUCACUAUCUACUAUGGGACCAUGAUCUCCAUGUAUGUUCGCCCCAGUGCCCACCUGUCACCAGAUAUCAACAAGAUUGUUUCUGUCUUCUAUACUGUGGUCACCCCACUGUUGAACCCUGUCAUCUACAGCCUGAGGAACAAAGACUUCAAAGAUGCUCUUAGAAAAGUCAUGAGAAAAAAUUGUGGCAUCUAUGGGGUAAGAAUGAAGGAAAAUCUCUUUAUCAGAUAA
Dama dama (fallow deer) is the source of this 972-nucleotide messenger RNA. Its product is annotated as olfactory receptor 11L1-like. Lineage: Eukaryota; Metazoa; Chordata; Mammalia; Artiodactyla; Cervidae. Gene Ontology annotation, biological process: G protein-coupled receptor signaling pathway. The record is from RefSeq and is a predicted model, not a curated record. Gene Ontology annotation, molecular function: G protein-coupled receptor activity; olfactory receptor activity. The transcript has a single exon. Gene Ontology annotation, cellular component: membrane.